CCUACAAAACAAUAGAACUUUCACCUAAACAUUCACAAAACUGCAACACACCCCAUUCUAAACAAAAACACGCAAGCACUGACGACUCAAAGUUGAAGCAUGUAUGCUCCAGCAGACAUGUUUGCUCAUCUAGGUUCCACAAUAGGUGCCUUGGUGUUUGUGUGGACAAUCUUUCAACAAUUUUUUCCUUACCAAGUUCGAAACCACAUCGAAAAAUACUCACAGAGAUUGGUGGGUUAUGUCUAUCCUUACAUCCAAAUUACCUUCAAUGAGUUGACAGGAGAGCGUCUGAUGCGCAGUGAGGCCUAUUCCGCCAUUGAGAACUACUUGAGCUCCAAGUCUUCAACGCAAGCUAAGCGGCUCAAGGGUGAUAUCAAGAACAACCAGUCUCUUGUUCUGAGCAUGGAUGACCAUGAAGAAGUUGCUGAUGAGUUUAAAGGAGUCCAAGUCUGGUGGGCUUCUGGUAAGAACAUAUCAAAAUCUCAGACAUUUUCUUACAUCCCAGUUAAUGAUGAGAAAAGGUACUACAAGCUCACUUUUCACAAAAGAAAGAGGGAUCUCAUAAUUGGGCCUUACUUGGCUCAUGUUUUGAAAGAGGGUAAUGCUAUCAAAGUGAGGAACAGGCAAAGGAAGCUUUAUACUAAUAAUGGGUCACACUGGAGCCAUGUGGUUUUUGAGCACCCAGCAACAUUUCAGACACUAGCUAUGGAGCCAGAGAAGAAGAAGGACAUCAUUGAGGACUUGACGGCAUUUAGCAAAGCUGAAGAGUUCUAUACAAGAAUUGGGAGAGCUUGGAAAAGAGGGUAUUUACUUUAUGGCCCUCCAGGUACUGGGAAAUCCACAAUGAUUGCUGCCAUGGCCAAUCUCUUGGGGUAUGAUCUCUAUGAUCUUGAAUUGACUGCAGUCAAGGACAACACUGAGUUGAGGAGGCUGCUGAUCGAAACAUCAAGCAAGUCGAUCAUCGUAAUCGAAGACAUUGAUUGCUCACUUGAUCUCACAGGCCAAAGGAGGAAGCAGAGAAAGGACAGAGGGGAUGAUCAGGAAGAGAAGGAUCCAAGGGAGAAGGUUCCUAAAGAAGAAAGGGAAAGCAAGCCUAGUCAGGUCACUCUUUCUGGGCUUCUGAAUUUCAUUGAUGGGUUGUGGUCAGCUUGUAGAGGAGAGAGGCUCAUAGUAUUCACAACUAAUCAUGUUGAAAAACUUGAUGCAGCAUUGAUUCGAAAGGGAAGGAUGGACAAGCAUAUAGAAUUGUCAUAUUGUAACUUUGAAUCAUUCAAGGUGUUGGCUAGGAACUACCUCAAGGUUGAAUCACACACUCUGUUUCCCACAAUCUGUGAUUUGCUGGCUGAAGUUAAUAUGACUCCAGCUGAUGUAGCAGAGCAUUUGAUGCCCAAGACACUUUCUGGGGAUGUUGAAAUCUGCCUGAAGAAUUUGAUCCAAGCUCUUGAGGCUGAGAAAGAGAAGAAACCAUCAACUCAAGUGGAAGCAAAAGAUCAGGACAAUGAGUCAUCUGAUAAGAAAUAAAGGGUUUU
Rosa chinensis is the source of this 1529-nucleotide messenger RNA. Its product is annotated as AAA-ATPase ASD, mitochondrial. The coding region runs from base 100 to 1521 and encodes 473 amino acids. The record is from RefSeq and is a predicted model, not a curated record. The transcript is spliced from 2 exons. Gene Ontology annotation, molecular function: ATP binding; ATP hydrolysis activity. NCBI's taxonomy places the organism in Eukaryota, Viridiplantae, Streptophyta, Magnoliopsida, Rosales, Rosaceae.